AUGGCUAAGUUAGUUCUAUCAAGCUGUAUUCUUCCUGUCCUGCUUUUGUUCUUCAUCUCAGGACAAAUGGAAACUAGCAGAGCGGCGUAUGUGAAGACGUGGUGCAUUGCAAAGCCUUCAACGAGUAAAGAAGCACUGGAGAACAAUCUACAAUAUGCCUGCAAUAACAUAAAUGCAAUGGAUUGCAAGGCAAUUCAAGAAGGAGGUCCCUGCUCCAAACCUAAUGAUCUUUUGCUUUAUGCUUCAUUUGCCAUGAAUGCUUACUACCAGGCCAAGGGGAGGCACUACUGGAACUGUGACUUCAGCAACUCUGGUCUCAUUUCCUUGACAGAUCCAAGUUAUGGUAAUUGCACAUAUGAAGGGGGAGAGACAGCGGUGGAUGACUCAAAUUCGGGCAAGUGGUGUGUAGCAAGCCCUUCAGCAAGUGAUGAUCAGCUACAUGCAUGCAUUGAGUUUGCUUGUGGCAAAGUAGAUUGUAGCAUUAUAAGGUCUGGUGGUGCCUGUUUCGAGCCAAACACCGUCAAGAACCGCGCCUCAGUUGCCAUGAAUCUUUACUAUCACCAAACAGGUCAAGCGGAUAUGAGUUGUGAUUUUAAUGGCAGUGGUAACAUUGUCAGAACCGAUCCAAGUUAUGGUGAUUGCAAACUGAAGAGUGGCUGAGGCAUGAUCAAGUGUUUUACAAUGAUGUUGCAGUAUAAUCGUGAAUAGGGUAGGAAUAAAUGACUAAUGUACUUUCAUGGACUUCAAUCAUCAACCUUAUUUUCGG
Messenger RNA from Rosa rugosa (rugosa rose), 766 nucleotides. Its product is annotated as glucan endo-1,3-beta-glucosidase 12-like. The record is from RefSeq and is a predicted model, not a curated record. Bases 1 to 660 code for a protein of 219 amino acids. Lineage: Eukaryota; Viridiplantae; Streptophyta; Magnoliopsida; Rosales; Rosaceae. The transcript is spliced from 7 exons.